AUGUAUUUUCCUUUUUAUGGAGGUCUUUACAACUAUACAACUUUGUCAGUAAAUGGAUAUAUGGCUUUUGCUACUGUGCUUGACCAAGGCCCCACAAUUAAUGUCGGUCCCGAAGCUACAGAUUGGCCUAGACAACAAGAUCCAGCAAUGAUUGGCCCUUAUUUAUGCAAACAACAGAUACCCCAAGAUAGCAAUGUAGCUUUAAGAUCGGGUGUUUAUUAUCGUUUAAUUAUGAGACAAUCAAUGUUUGGUAGAGGUUCUGGAAUGAAUGUUGGAGGGCCAGAUGUUGGGGGAACAAUGCCGGAAAGUAGUUUCUUUGGUUUUCGUUUUCAAAAAUGUCCGGCGGCUGCUGACAAUUAUGUAAGGUGUGACGCUGCUGGAGAUUAUUUUCUUGAUCAAAUGAUGCGUUGGUUACAGGAAGGAGUAGCAGGGGCAACAGCAUUUCGUGCAGAUGCUGCUUUAGUUGUUACCUGGUAUAACACAGCCUCUGCAAUUUCUGGAAGAGCAGAUAUUGAUGGGGGGCAAUUAGCUACCUAUCAAGUUGUUUGGUUAACUGACCAAGCUGGGAGACUUAGUUAUGUUAUUUUAAAUUAUGACAAACUUGGAUUUGAUGCUGCUGAUAUUCGAAUGAAUUCUAGAAGUGGAAGGUGUCAGGCACUUUUCAAUGGAGGGAAUCACACAGGCUUUGUGCUUGUAGACCCAACACAAAAUUACAAAAACACCCCAAAAGUCCUAGCUCAGCGUUCUGGUGUUCCUCACAUGGUUCGCGGCCGUUAUAUGUUCAGAGUUGAUGAUGUUGUUAGGCCUGGAGGGUGUUCAAAUAAAACUGGGGGAACUUGUAAGUUUUUUGAUUUGAAGAAAAAAAAAUUUUAA
Molecule: messenger RNA, 873 nt
Organism: Meloidogyne enterolobii
Lineage: Eukaryota; Metazoa; Nematoda; Chromadorea; Rhabditida; Meloidogynidae
Source: the annotation of a GenBank genome assembly